This is a messenger RNA of Manis javanica (Malayan pangolin), 1342 nucleotides long. The record is from RefSeq and is a predicted model, not a curated record. Lineage: Eukaryota; Metazoa; Chordata; Mammalia; Pholidota; Manidae.
CAGCAGAGCGAACCAUGAAGAGGAGGGAGCGGAGAGAGUGGGAGGCCCGGAGAAGGGACAUCCUCUUUGACUAUGAGCAGUAUGAAUACCAUGGGACAUCGUCAGCCAUGGUGAUGUUCGACCUGGCGUGGAUGAUGUCCAAGGACCUGAAUGACAUGCUGUGGUGGGCCGUCGUCGGACUAACAGACCAGUGGGUGCAAGACAAGAUCACCCAGAUGAAGUAUGUGACUGACGUGGGAAUCCUGCAGCGCCACGUGUCGCGGCACAACCACCGGAACGAGGACGAGGAGAACGCCCUGUCCGUGGACUGCACACGGAUCUCCUUCGAGUAUGACCUCCGCCUGGCGCUCUACCAGCACUGGUCCCUCCACGACAGCCUGUGCAACACAUGCUAUACCGCCGCCAGGUUCAAGCUCUGGUCUGUGCAGGGGCAGAAGCGGCUCCAGGAGUUCCUGGCAGAUGUCGGUCUCCCCCUGAAACAGGUGAAGCAGAAGUUUCAGUCCAUGGACAUCUCCUUGAAGGAGAAUCUGCAGGAGGUGAUCGAAGAGUCUGCAAAUAAGUUUGGGAUGAAGGACAUGCGUGUGCAGACUUUCAGCAUUCAUUUCGGGUUCAAGCAUAAGUUCUUGGCCAGUGACGUGGUCUUCGCCACCAUGUCGCUGAUGGAGAGCCCCGAGAAGGACGGCUCAGGGACGGAUAACUUCAUCCAGGCUCUGGACAGUCUCUCCAGGAGUAACCUGGACAAGCUCUACCGUGGCUUAGAACUUGCCAAGCAGCGGCUGCGAGCCAUACAGCAGACUGUCGCCAGCUGCCUCUGCACCAACCUCGUCGUCUCCCAGGGGCCCUUCCUCUACUGCGCCCUCGUGGAGGGGACUCCAGACAUCAUGCUGUUCUCCAAGCCAGCAUCCCUGAACCUGCUCAGCAGACACCUGCUCAAGUCCUUUGUGUGCUCGACCAAGAACCGGCGCUGCAAGCUGCUGCCCUUGGUGAUGGCUGCCCCCCUGAGUGCGGAGCAGGGCACGGUGACCGUGGUGGGCAUCCCCCCAGAGACUGACAGCUCAGACAGAAAGAACUUCUUUGGGCAGGCAUUUGAGAAGGCAGCAGAGGGCACCAACUCCCGGACCCUGCACAACCGUUUUGACUUCUCAGUAAUUGAACUGAAAGCAGAGGAUCGCAGCAAGUUUCUGGAUGCGCUUGUGUCCCUCCUGUCCUGAGGAGUAUGAUUUCUUCAGAAAUACCCUCUUCCUUAUUUAUAUUAGUUGGCUUUUAUUUGGACUGUAAGUUAUGAACAUCGUUUUAGAUGCACGACAGUCAGUUUUUAAUGAAAUAAAAUCCUUAUUUUAGG